Lethenteron reissneri (Far Eastern brook lamprey) is the source of this 5298-nucleotide messenger RNA. RefSeq lists its product as uncharacterized. Gene Ontology annotation, cellular component: plasma membrane; focal adhesion; cytoplasm. Gene Ontology annotation, biological process: cell migration; cell surface receptor protein tyrosine kinase signaling pathway. NCBI's taxonomy places the organism in Eukaryota, Metazoa, Chordata, Hyperoartia, Petromyzontiformes, Petromyzontidae. The record is from RefSeq and is a predicted model, not a curated record.
CACCGCUGGCAGGCGGCGAGAUGGCGGGUUCCCCCGACGCGGUGCGCAUGGCCGCCAGCUGCCUGCGGGAGUUCGUCGACUUCGCUCGCGGGGCCUGCGGCGGCGGCGGCGGCACCGGUGCCGCGGAGCUGCGGGCUCUGCUCCGGGGUCUGGACGACUCGUGCGUGUCGCUCGAGCGAGCCGGUCGCGUCAUGCUGGCGGCGAGGGCCUCGCACGGCCGCCCACGAGCGGGCGACGCCGACUCCGGCGGCGGCGGCAGCGGCGCCGCCGGGGAGGAGCGGAUCGCGGAGACGGCGCGCGCCGUGCUGGACGCCGUGCACCGCACCCUGCGGCUCGCGGCGGCCGAGCCGCGGGCCCGGGCGGACGCGGGGCCCACCUCGCCGCGCCGCAGGGAGGUGCCGCCGCUCACGUGCGUGGCGCCAACCGUGGUGCCCGCCGUGGCGCCGAGCGCCGGCAGCGACUGCAACUAUGCGCAGCUGCAGGGCCAGGCCGACUUGGAGAAGCCGUGGCUACUGCGGCGGCAGGAGGAGGAGGAGAAGGGCGGGUGGAGUCCAUACGAGGCCUCCACUUCUCCCUCCGUGACAGAUCAGGGUGCCGACAUCAAGAAGCAGCAGCAGGAGGCACCGGAGCCGGCCAGCGCAAAGUCGGAGCUGGCGCGCUUCCUGUCGAAGCGCGGCCGCUGCGAGCUCGUGUCGGGCAUGGCGAACGCGCUGGCGGCGCUGGCGGGGUGCGUGCGGCGCGGCCGCUGGGCGCCGCAGGAGCUGGUGACGCACAGCAAGGCGGCCGUCAUCGCGGGCCACCGCCUCGCCUACGCCAGCGACGCCGUGGCCAGGGGCGGCGUCGAGCGCCCGCUCGCCCCCUUCGCGUCGUUCGGCGCCCCGCUGUGCGACGCGCUGCGCGACCUCGUGGAGGCGACGCGCGACGCCGCCACGGCCGGCGCGGGCGGCGUCGCCGGCGCGGGCGGCGUCGCCGGCGCGGGCGGCGUCGCCGGCGCGGCGCCAUCGCCGCCGCCCCGGCUCGCGGUGGCGCGGCUCGAGCGCAGCCUCGUGCGGCUCUCCGAGCAGGUGCUGCUGUUCGAGAGCAUGAUGAGCGCGCUGGUGACGGCGUGAGGACGUGCGGCUCGCGCCCCGGGGGGGGUUAACGGGACGUUUGGUGUUUCUUGAAUGUCGGGGAGACAAGUGGUGGGGGGGGGGGAAAAAACCCAUCUCUGCUCGGUUGAUAAAGUUGGUAAAACUUUGUGUGGACGGUCAACAGUUGUGGGAGAGAUUGGACCCCCACCAUGGGAAUGGUGAAUUUCCACCACCUGCUCGGGGCAACGAAGAGAGUUGAGUGCCCCCCCCCCCCCCCCCGCUGCGCCUCGAUUGCUCGUCCCAGUAGUUUUGCAUGGAAUGUCGCUCGCGUGGUAGAGCAGUAGCGCGCCUAGUGGUGGGAUUGUGCAUUCACAUCACAGCUCGAGUCGACGAAGCACCAGCACCAACACCCCUCUAGCAUCACCACAAGCACCACCACCACUCUCAGUAAGCGUCAUUCAUCAUCCCUCCGGUGUCAUUGAGGUGAGCACCACCUACAAGAAAGUUAACAGUGGCUGUCUCGGAAUGCAAUGCUAUGCCAGCCGGCCCUAAAGAGGAAUAUACCGGCACUGAAAUCGGGUUGUAUUUAUUCGUCGGUGUAGCGGGAUGUGAAUUCGAAUUCUGGCUAUGGGUGUGCGACUCGGUCUAAUUCUCUGGCGCCGGGUCACAUCGUCGGAGAUUAGUGGCUCGUUAGGGUCAGUUCAAGCGGACACUUUGAAAACCUGAGUCUCAAGACUCCUUGAGGAGGAGGGUCCUGCUUGGGGGUGUUUCUCCGCUCGUGGCGUGGACCCCCACGCCGUGGCUCCCGUCGCACAGUUGAGAGCCAAUCGGUUAUCGAGUCUAACGUGUGCAACGUUUGGUAAAACGUCGCGAUGACAUUUAUUAACUUCUGUAGGGCGCAUAAGAGUGCACCGUGGUUUCUCAAAACGCGACAGAGUAAAUCACGCGACAGUGGAUCAAUUCUAUAAUUACAAGGUGAUUCUCACGCUCGCGCUACUCGCACUGAAUCGUGCGUGCAAGAAUAUGCAAUUUAUGCAAAUCGCACGAAAAUAAUAUAUAAUAUGCAAGCGUCAACUCAAGACCAGCGGAGCGAGCGUGACAAGGUCGGGCCAUUGACGGAGCUCCCGGUGGAGACGUCCCACCACUCGCUCGCUCAGCGCUCGCGUCAGCACUUCUUGCCGCAGCCGCCCAUUGCGGUGCAGCAAACACGCCACAGAAAUCUUCAGCCCGAACAAAACACGUCGCUGUUGUUAGUCUUUAUACCUAGGCUGUGCGUCGCAGGCCAUCUGUGGCAGGCUUGAAGCUUGUAGUCAAUAGCAAGGGACGAUUGGAAAGUGGCCCCCACGUGCGGUGUUUCUCUCUGGGUGGUCAUGGCGAGGCCGGUGCGCGGUGGGAACCGCACCGUGGCGGUCUCUCCACAGAGAGUGGGGAAUUCAAAAGCAAGUCCUGCGAUUCGGCAGUCUCCUUAUUUAAAGAAACUAAAGUAAACCGCCGCAUUGCUGCUGAUCUUGUUGUUGUGUUUGUUUGGCACUCGUCUCUAAUUGGAUCCGGGCGAGCUACAGGUCGCCGCGUGGCAGACACACCGAGCGAUCCGCUUGCAGCGGGACAGAGCAGGCGGCCCAGCGUGGGUGGUGCCAGGCCAAAGUCCUGAGGUCUCCCUCCCCGGGCCACCGCAUGGCGUGACGGGUUGCCACGCCGCCCCUGCCACCUGCAGGGGACUCCGAAUUUGGAUCAACUCGUCGUUCUGUGUCGACGUUGAUAGCAGUGCCCCCAUCGGCGUCGCAAUACGACGGAACUCUCCGCAACUCGCGUAGCAGGGCAAUUGCACCAGCCCGAGUCAAAUAGACAUCCCUCAGAAGGUGAUGGCUGCCCCAUUUUAGGUGGCACAGAUUUUUAUAUUGCCUGCUGCAGGAAAUGGCGACGUCAUAACACACCGACAUUUUUAGGCCUCGAAGCAGGAAUAAGUUAAAAGAAGUGACAAUCUCGGGCGGCUGAAGCCCGGCUCUGAGUCUGGGAUUCUCGGUACUGCCGGCUCGCUUCUCUCUGGAAGCGGAUUGGCCACCGUGAGCCUCGGGGCCUCUUGGCUCUGGCGUUUGACGCCCAAAUCUUGAGAGCCAAGCCUGCACCUCUGUAUCCUGGGUUCAAACCCCGCUUCACCCCCUGUGCCUUUCAGCGGGUCUCCUGCGUAGGUUUCGUCCAGGCUGCAAUGAUGCCCGCAAUGGCAUUUCAUUGUUUUAAGUUAUAGAUUUUUUAUUUUUUUAAGUUAUGUUUUUUCUAGAACGGUGUCAAUGUUCAAUAUUUGCGUUUUCAGGUCCGAUACAGUCAUGUGUUUUUCACAUAAUAAUGUAAGCGGCAUUAUUAAUAUUUUUUUUAUUGAAACGUAAUGUGUGUUGUGUUUCCUGUGAAGGAUGGAACGUUAUUGUAAUCGUGCAGGCAUAUGUACUGUGUAUGUAUAUAUGUAAUAGAGUAUUUUUCUACUUAUUAAGGGUGGCAUUGUUAGUUUCGUCUCCACUGUGCUUGGGAUGAGAUGUGCUCUGAUUGGGGUCAAAUCGCAUCAUUCUCCGCUGAUUGGAUCCCACCAGGUGUGGAACCGUUCCGUAGAAGAACUACGCUCUUAAUCAUUAACAAUAAAAAAAGUGUCGUAAAGGAAAAAUUGCCGUCAUAUACAGUCCACCGUAAAUAGCAAAUCGUGUCAUGUAAGUAAUUGUGCUGGAUUCAAAGUGGUCAUUCCCCAGGCCUGUGAAAACCACACCGGGACGGCCCAGUUUAGCAUCCAGGCAAAUGGGCUUAUCGAGAUCGUUUCCAUGGUGGCCUUAGCGGGACACGUGACCUGUUAGCGGGGCACGUGGCUCCCUCUCGGCUGGCCACAGGAGGCGACACUCACCCAAGCCACCCUCGUGACUGACCUUGAUGUCUGGAUCUUGAUGUCUGGAUCUUGAUGUCUAGAUGUCUGGAUCUUGAUGUCUGGAUGUCACGGGGUCAACGAAGAAAAUCCGAGUGCCACUUUGGUGUCUCCCGAUGUGGACAAUUGCCCUCCCUCCUUCUCCCUUGAGAUUCCCAAAAGAGGUAUUUUAUUGAUAUUCACUGGAACGUACGUUGAGUUUUAAUAUUAGUACAGGGCCCUAUUUAACAAGCAUGAACUCUCAGCUCCGCGUCCCCUGGGAAGUUUAUAGAUCCACCUCCGGCACCUUCUCUAGAGCGAGGGCCCCCGUGGGCCCCAGGGGACGGCAGUCGCAAUCGGAGCACGCUGAAGGGUCGACGAGCUCGUUAGCCUCGCGACCUUCACCUCCCAGCCUGCGUGUGCUGCAUCGCAACGAGUAUUUGCAAGUUGCGCCGUGUAACAAAGACGACCCCUGCAUCAUAGCCUGCACGGGCCGUGUGGGCCGAGUGGAGUUCGCGAGCACCUUAUGCACGCGGAGCAAAGACGCGCGCACGUGCGGUGGGGGCGAAUUGCAAACCGGGGCACAUGUCUCUGUGGUGUGCAUGGCGGGGGGGAGGGGGAGACGGUGGCAGUCUUCACUGCCACCCGAGUGGAAGUUGCCAAGGGGUGCGUAUCGGCCGCUUCUACCACGAGCAUCUCGCCAACAUCGGAGCAUCUCAACCCCGUGCAGAGCGCGCGAUGGUGCCGGUGGCACACGCACGCACGCCCCAGGGGACGAGUAUCGUGGACCAGACCAACAUGCAGACGCUUAGUGUGCACGCACGCGCACAGGAUGAUGCUUGUAAAAUGUUUUACAAUUGUAGAAAAAUAAAAAAUAAAAUAAAAUCCCUUUUUUUGAACUCCACAACACACACCAAACCAAAAAACAAAUACCCUCGAUGAUAACCUUCUAUUGAGGCGAAUACUGUUAGCGAGCACCUAUGAAGGCCGCCACGGCGCAUGAGUGGGUGGUGUGGCCAGUGCCAUGGCUGGCCACGUCUUUACACAUCACAUGGUCAAGUAUUCCUUUUAAGGCUGAGUUGUCCUAGAGGAGGCUCGGCCAGGAAUCCAUUCAGAUAUCGCCACUCUGAGCAGUGGCAUGCGAAUCGACCUCGGGUCGCCGAGUCCACGGUGAAGUGUGCUCACCACUGCACAACCGCUCCCCACACACUCGCACACAGGACCCUGUCUCACCCUGAUUUCAUUGCAGAUAUUAACCAGAAGCCCCGAGGUGGCUUUUUUUAUUCAUAGCGGCCAGCAGGGUUGGGAGUUGAUGGUUGUUUUGAUGAUGUACAGUUUCUGUCAAUG